UGUGCGAGUGUUUGCUCUAUGGCCCGGCACAAGGUGGAGAGGUAGAGGUACAGACACAGACGCGCCUGUUGCAAAAUUCAUUCUUGCGCUCUCAUUCGUGACGAAAGGAUGUACGCCCGGCUGUAGCCCGUAUGAAUCUACAUCCGUACAUUCCUUGCGCAGGGCAAAGGCAGACAGUAACAUUCUCCACACACACACCCACAGCAACACAGUUGAAAAUGGCCAAGGAGCAAGAAUACGAGGAGCUGCGCGAGCUGCUGCAAUCAUGGGAUGUUGCCGAUCUCCUUCCACACUUGCAAGAUGAAGCCAUCAACGUGGACGAACUGCAGAUGAUUAAACGUCAUCACCUGGCUGAGCUUCUGAGCAACUUUCGGUUCGGGACCCGCAUACGCUUCGAGCAUCACCUGGAGCGCUGGCGGCGCUGGCUAAACGUUCCGCUCCAGGGUCUUCAGGGACAGAGUCAGACGCAUUGCCAGGGUUGUCGUUGCGCGGAGUCGGCAGCACCGUCCAUUAUCUGCCAACCCCAGAUAGGCGGGCAGUCGGACAGCGUCGGGGACAGUGGAAAGUCCGAUGAUCUGGCCAAGACACUGCCGUCCGAGCCACUCGUCUCACUUACCGAUCCCAGCGAGGCAGUACAAGCGACCUUCCACAUGCCCAUGCAGUCCCAGUUGGAGCCCAGCGAGAUCCUGAGUUCGACGCUUGUCACGAACGUGAAGGAGGAGGACAGCGGCGACCAAGUGCAGGGCGAGGAUCAUGUGGUUACUGUACUGGGCAUCCUGCAGGCUAGCGGAAUGAAAAGCCAGUCGCUGCUCGAACGCCUGGGCCAGCAGGAGGCUCUAGAUGCAGUACAACGGCUGCUGCUAAUCCAGCUGAUCUGCAGCUACUAUGAGGACAACCAGCUGCACCUGACGCUGCAACGUAGCCACCUUCUGGAGCGCGAGAUCCUGCAACUCUUCCCCAAGGAGCAGCUGCACUAUUACCGAACCGAACGCCGUGGCAAGAUCUAUGUGCGUUUCACCAACAUGAAACGCAACAAGAGAGUCAACUCUUCGCGUCAGGAACUGAAACGAAGGCGCGAGGAUCUGCUCAAGCCGCCGGCCCACGUUUACGCUACUGAUCUCGGUCCGAAGGGCGAGAACUUUACGGCCGACACUGCCUUCAGUCCCGAAAGAUCAGAUUGACAGCCCCAUAUUCCGCUCUAAGUUGAUUAUUUCUAAGCUAAAUGUAUCUCGUGUGUGAUACAGUGAGGGCUCUCUUGAGCGGACACUACUAGAUCAAGUUUAGCCAAGUGAUGGGAUGUGUUCAUCAUGUUUUGUACGUGACCGCCCAAAAGAGCUUUCCUUGUACAUAAUUAUUCCUGUGUAUAUGUAUGCCUGCUUUCUCUUCUGUAUGCUCUCUUAACUAUGUAGAGUAUUUGUGGGUCGACCCGAUCCCCGUUGACUGACGAAAAUAAAUCAAAACUGAUUUUGGACCUUCGCGAGUA
Drosophila guanche is the source of this 1483-nucleotide messenger RNA. RefSeq lists its product as uncharacterized. NCBI's taxonomy places the organism in Eukaryota, Metazoa, Arthropoda, Insecta, Diptera, Drosophilidae. The record is from RefSeq and is a predicted model, not a curated record. The coding region runs from base 132 to 1181 and encodes 349 amino acids. The transcript is spliced from 2 exons.